Messenger RNA from Durio zibethinus, 1161 nucleotides. RefSeq names its product ubiquitin carboxyl-terminal hydrolase 3-like. The record is from RefSeq and is a predicted model, not a curated record. Gene Ontology annotation, molecular function: cysteine-type deubiquitinase activity. Gene Ontology annotation, biological process: ubiquitin-dependent protein catabolic process; protein deubiquitination. NCBI's taxonomy places the organism in Eukaryota, Viridiplantae, Streptophyta, Magnoliopsida, Malvales, Malvaceae. Gene Ontology annotation, cellular component: cytoplasm.
AUAAAGUAAGAGACAAAAAUAUUAAAAUCCCAUUCCUAGAAAAAGAAAAGAAAAAAGGCAAAAUGGCAACUCCGGACGAAAUCCCUUCUGCUAAGAGAUGGCUUCCUCUCGAAGCUAACCCCGAAGUCAUGAACCAGUUUCUUUGGGGUCUGGGUCUUCCGGAGGAUGAGGCAGAGUGCUGCGAUGUUUAUGGCUUGGAGGAUGAACUCUUAGCAAUGGUGCCACAGCCUGUUCUUGCUGUCCUUUUUCUUUUUCCAAUAACUUCUCAGACUGAAGAAGAGAGAUUGCAGCAGGAUAAUGAGAAAAGAGAUGCUAGCAGCAAAGUUUAUUUCAUGAAACAAACUGUGGGAAAUGCUUGUGGAACAAUUGGGCUUCUUCAUGGUGUUGGAAAUAUCACUUCAGAAAUCAAACUUCAAGAGGAAUCAUUUCUAGAUAGGUUUUUUAAAUCUACUGCAAGCAUGGAUCCAUUGGAGCGUGCAGCAUUUCUUGAGAAAGACAGAGAAAUGGAAGUUGCUCACUCUGUAGCAGCUACAGCUGGUGAAACAGAGGCUUCAAACAAUGUGGACGCUCAUUUUACGUGCUUCACAUGUGUUGAUGGAGAACUUUAUGAGCUUGAUGGAAGCAAGUCAGGACCCAUAUCACAUGGCGCAUCCUCACCAAGUAGCUUAUUGCAGGAUGCAGCGAAAGUCAUAAGGGGCAUGAUCCAGAAAUAUCCCGAGUCACUCAACUUCAAUGUUAUUGCACUCUCUAAGAAAGUGGCAGGCCUGUUUGCAGGAUCAUCUUGGAUGCAUCAGAGGGCUAUCAUUACCCAUUUCCUAAGUCUGUACUUGUCCGCAAUGGCUGCCUCAUUGUUGCCUGCUACAACUACAUCUAGUCUUCCUUCGACGUUAAUGAUAAGCCCAAUCUGUUAGUAUUUCUGUCUUUUGAACAUCUAGAUACAACAUGUUAACAUCUAGUAUUGUUCAGUCCUUAAAUCAACAAAAUUUCAUCUGAUUAAAUCCACGUAGAAAAGUACAAACAUUCCCACCUAAGCUUUUUUCUGUUCAGACCCAAAUUUCAUUUCACAAAAAAAAAAAAAAGUCCAAAUAUUAUUAAUCGUUUUUUUCAUCAUGAACAAUCAUGUAAGUCAGCAAUCUAGCAAAAGAAAAUCCCCUACAACUA